Messenger RNA from Talaromyces proteolyticus, 2148 nucleotides. Its product is annotated as putative NADPH-cytochrome P450 reductase. The record is from RefSeq and is a predicted model, not a curated record. Gene Ontology annotation, cellular component: cytosol. The transcript has 2 exons. Lineage: Eukaryota; Fungi; Ascomycota; Eurotiomycetes; Eurotiales; Trichocomaceae. Bases 1 to 2148 code for a protein of 715 amino acids. Gene Ontology annotation, molecular function: NADPH-hemoprotein reductase activity; flavin adenine dinucleotide binding; FMN binding.
AUGGAUUUAUUCGUAUCUCUCUGUUGGCUGCAAAGUCAGUUUCUAUAUAUCAUAAAGGUUGCCCCAUUUACAUCUUCCGACGAUGUGGCAGUGGUCACUGCCAUAGCGAUGUGCAGCGCUGGGUACCUCCUACACGGUGUAUUAUGGGGCAAACCAAACCCCUAUGAGUAUAAAUUGUACGAACGACAUCAGGAAAAACUCGGUUUCAAGGCUGCUGGAAGGGCGACGAGGAAUAUAGCAGAAAAGCUCAAGCAAACAAACAAAGAUGUCGUGGUAUUUUGGGGGUCGCAGUCCGGUACGGCUGAGGGCUUUGCAAAUCGACUGGUCAGAGAUCUCCAGCGUCGGUUCGGCAUUCAAACAAUGGCAGCAGAUCUGUCGGACUUUGACCCAGAGUCAAUUUCCUUGAUUCCAUCCACAAAACUGGCCAUAUUUAUAGUUUCGACAUAUGGGGAAGGAGAUCCAAGCGACAAUACGGCCGAAUUCUGGAACUAUUUGCAUCAAAAGCCCAACAUCAAGUUAUCCAAUCUGAAGUAUACGGCAUUUGGUCUAGGAAACAGUAACUACAAAUACUAUAAUCGAGUGGUUGAGGUUCUUACAUCUGCACUGGAUCAUUUUGGUGCAAAGCCUCUGCUUCCUGCUGGGCGCGCGGACGAUUCUAAUGGAACAACUGAAGAGGAUUUCCUUGCAUGGAAAGAAGCACUGUUUUUUACGAUUAAAGGAGAGUUCAACGUCGACGAAAAGAGUCCAGAUUAUGAGCCCACUUUGUCCGUUGUGGAAGAUGAAUCGCUGUCACUGAUUGAUCUCAAUGUCGGCGAGCCCGUGCGAAAGCUACGAGGGAAAAAAUCAAUGGUGGCGUGCUCACCAAUUUACCCAUUACCGUUAAAAUCUUGCCGGGAACUCUCAUCUUCGUCUGACCGAACAUUUAUCCACCUGGAAUUUGAUGUGUCUCAGUACCCCGAAGUGAGGUAUAAAACUGGUGAUCAUAUUGCUAUCUGGCCGAUCAAUCCAGAUAGUGAAGUGGAUCGUCUCAUGAUUAUUCUGGGUCUUGAGAAGAAAAGAGACACUCCUAUUUCGAUCAACGCUUUGGACUCUACUACGAAAGUCAAAGUUCCCACACCAACUACUAUUCAUACAGUUUUUCAGUAUUACCUCGAAAUUUGCAGUCCAGUAUCGAGAGAAACUAUUCAGUCACUGGUACUAUUUGCACCUACAGCAUCAGCGAAAAAGCUGCUGUCAACUCUCGGAAGGGACAAACAUAUGUAUGAGAAAUUUCUUCUUAAUAACCAUGUAAACUUGGGCAGGCUACUUGAAUAUUCCGUUCAGGGUAGUAAAGAAAAAUGGAAAGAUAUUCCCAUUUCUCUUAUUUUGGAAAGUUUACCGGCCAUGCAACCACGCUAUUAUUCCAUUUCAUCUUCAUCCAUUGUCCAGCCACGCCAGGUGGCAUUGACAACUGUUGUGUCCGAUUCAUAUAUAAAUACAGAUCGCGGGAUAGAAAGAAUCCACGGUCUUGCAACUAAUUAUAUGUUUGCUACUACGAGUUCCUUAUCAUCCGACCUAGACCGGCCGAGGGAUCAUCCGUAUGGACUAACAUAUCCUCUUAACGGCCCUGACGGUGCCUUGCAAGACGGCAAGAUUUACGCCCACAUUCGGAAGUCACAAUUUAAAUUACCCACGUCUUCGUCUUCCAGUAUCAUCAUGAUUGCUGCUGGUACCGGGGUUGCGCCUUUCCGAGGAUUUUUGCAUGAGCGUAGCCGACUGAAAACCAUGGGACGAGAGGUCGGUCGAACGAUUCUCUAUUAUGGCUGCCGCCGACCCAACGAAGAUGAUUUGUACUCGGAUGAGUUUUCAACUCUGAAAGAAAUAAUGGGGAAUAAUCUACAGAUCAUAAACGUAUUCUCACGAGAGAAUCCAGAGCGUAAAGUAUAUGUGCAAGACCGUAUCAUGGAACACACCGACGAUUUGUUUAACCUAUUGGUUAACGAGGACGCUUACUUGUACAUUUGUGGCUCCGCAAAGAUGGCCCGGGAUGUUACCAUAAAAAUAGGGGAAACUUUGAAGGAAAUGUCCUGUUGGAAUGAUGUGGAACUUCGCUCUUGGAUGGAAGGGCAAAAGAAGCACGGUAGAUGGCAGGAGGAUGUCUGGGGCUGA